This is a messenger RNA of Otolemur garnettii (small-eared galago), 3787 nucleotides long. It is a transcript of the gene RAPGEFL1, whose product is annotated as Rap guanine nucleotide exchange factor like 1. NCBI's taxonomy places the organism in Eukaryota, Metazoa, Chordata, Mammalia, Primates, Galagidae. The record is from RefSeq and is a predicted model, not a curated record. Gene Ontology annotation, cellular component: plasma membrane. Gene Ontology annotation, biological process: Ras protein signal transduction; positive regulation of GTPase activity. Gene Ontology annotation, molecular function: guanyl-nucleotide exchange factor activity. The transcript has 15 exons.
AUGAAGCCACUGGAGAAAUUUCUAAAGAAACAGACGUCGCAGCUGGCCGGCCGAACGGUGGCAGGAGGUCCCAGCGGGGGUCUGGGGAGCUUCGGCGGGCCUGGAGGGGGUGGGGGACCUGGCGGGGGCGGCGGUCCAACCGGGGGACUGCGGCCGUUGCAGCGGCGUCAGAGCGUGUCUCGACUGCUGCUCCCAGCUUUCCUCCGGGAGCCCCCAGCGGAGCCCGGGCUGGAGCCACCCCCUGAGGAGGAAGGGGGAGAUCUGGCGGGGGUCGAGGAGGAGCCGGGCAGCGGGGGACCCUGCUGGCUGCAGCUGGAGGAGGUGCCAGGACCUGGGCCACUCGGGGGAGGGGGUCCUCUGCGCUCCCCUUCCUCAUACUCCUCAGACGAGCUGUCCCCGGGCGAGCCCUUGACUUCACCGCCCUGGGCCCCCCUGGGCGCCCCCGAGCGGCCGGAGCAUCUUCUGAAUCGGGUUUUGGAGAGGCUGGCUGGAGGGGCCACCAGGGACAGCGCUGCCUCAGAUAGCCUGCUGGAUGACAUCGUCCUCACCCAUUCUCUCUUCCUCCCCACCGAGAAAUUUCUGCAGGAGCUACACCAGUAAUAUCCUUUUGCAGGGAGCAUGGAGGGCCCUGAGGGGCUGGGCCGGAAGCAGGCCUGUCUAGCCAUGCUUCUCCAUUUCUUGGACACCUACCAGGGGCUGCUGCAGGAGGAAGAGGGGGCCGGCCACAUCAUCAAGGAUCUGUACCUGCUAAUUAUGAAGGAUGAAUCCCUUUACCAGGACCUCCGGGAGGACACUCUGAGGCUGCACCAGCUUGUGGAGACAGUGGAGCUAAAGAUUCCGGAGGAAAACCAGCCGCCCAGCAAGCAGGUGAAGCCACUCUUCCGACACUUCCGCCGGAUAGACUCUUGCCUGCAGACCCGAGUGGCCUUCCGGGGCUCUGAUGAGAUCUUCUGCCGGGUCUACAUGCCUGACCACUCCUACGUGACCAUACGCAGCCGCCUUUCAGCAUCUGUGCAGGACAUUUUGGGCUCUGUGACGGAGAAACUGCAGUAUUCAGAGGAGCCUGCAGGGCGUGAGGAAUCCCUCAUCCUGGUAGCUGUGGCCUCCUCUGGAGAAAAGGUCCUUCUCCAGCCGACUGAGGACUGUGUCUUCACCACACUGGGGAUCAACAGCCACCUGUUCGCCUGCACGAGGGACAGCUAUGAGGCCCUGGUGCCCCUCCCGGAGGAGAUCCAGGUCUCCCCUGGAGACACAGAGAUCCACCGCGUGGAGCCUGAGGACAUUGCCAACCACCUCACUGCCUUCCACUGGGAGCUGUUCCGCUGCGUGCACGAGCUGGAGUUCGUGGACUAUGUGUUCCACGGGGAACGCGGCCGCCGGGAGACGGCCAACCUGGAGCUGCUGCUGCAGCGCUGCAGCGAGGUCACACACUGGGUGGCCACCGAGGUGCUGCUCUGCGAGGCCCUGGGCAAGCGCGCGCAGCUGCUCAAGAAGUUCAUCAAGAUCGCGGCCAUCUGCAAGCAGAACCAGGACCUGCUGUCCUUCUAUGCUGUGGUCAUGGGGCUGGACAAUGCCGCCGUCAGCCGCCUGCGGCUCACCUGGGAGAAGCUGCCAGGGAAAUUCAAGAACUUGUUCCGCAAAUUUGAGAACCUGACAGACCCCUGCAGGAACCAUAAAAGCUACCGAGAAGUGAUCUCUAAAAUGAAGCCUCCUGUGAUUCCCUUCGUGCCUCUGAUCCUCAAAGACCUGACAUUCCUGCAUGAGGGGAGUAAGACCCUUGUAGAUGGUUUGGUGAACAUCGAGAAACUGCAUUCAGUGGCUGAAAAAGUGAGGACAAUCCGCAAAUACCGGAGCCGGCCACUUUGCCUGGACAUGGAGGCAUCCCCUCAUCACCUGCAGACCAAGGCCUAUGUGCGCCAGUUCCAGGUCAUCGACAACCAGAACCUCCUCUUCGAGCUUUCCUACAAGCUGGAGGCAAAUAGUCAGUGAAAAGGGAGGUUCUGGUCAGACCCCCACCAGGGUCUUUGGGCACCUGGCACUCAAGCACUUUGUAUGACUGCCUGACCUGCUGCCAUCAUCUUUCCCCUGGAGCAACUUCCCACCCCACGGAGAAGAGCUGGAUGGACUUACCGCUGGACUCACAAGCCUCAUCCUGCUGAAGUCCUCUCCCUAUCACUUCUUCAAGCUGAAACCACACUCUGUUGGUUCCUGCCCUCUCUGGGAAAGAGGGCAGAGAGUCCUUCCUCUGUCUCCUCCCAUCCAGGUCUGUUUCCAAGAUGGAGUUUCCAACUUCUUCCCAAGCAGGAAAGAACUAGCUGCUCACCCUCCCAUCUUACAAAGUAGAAUUCUGGGAGGGAUUGGCAGUCUUCUCCACCUGCCCAGCUUCUCCCUGGUCAGGGCUGGGGCCCCUGGAUAUACUGCCCUGGAUAUUAUAGUGCUCUGUGUGUGUGUGUGUUUGUGCCCUUGUAAGGGAGCAGGAGUGCAUCUGGUAAUUGAGGAGGGUUGUUGUGUGUGCCGGGGGACAGUGGAGGGUCCUUCUGUUUGGUGCUACUCUGCCCCUGGGACAUGCAGGGUGCCUUUCCCACCCCCACCACUCCCUGCUCAGCUCCUCAUGCUGCCCUGCGUGCCCAGGCUUGUGGGCCAAGCUGCUUUAAGGGCAGGGAGCAGCAAAUGGGAGGGGUGACCCAAAGCCCUUGCAAGUCCUCCACUCAGGCUUCCUGAAGAUCCCUGGGUGAACUCUGAUGAAAGGGUGAAAGAUGCUCAGGGAAACACAGGCCUAAGCUGCCUAUUGGACCCUCCCUCUGUCUUGUAGUGAAGUGGGGUGCAGCAGUAUUAAGAGUUUGGGUGCUCCCACUCCUGCUUUUGGGGGCAUCUCACUGCUAAGGAGAGAGUUGGCAUCCCCCUUCUGGCUCUUGUGUCUGACAGCAACAACACAGUCUUUGUCCCUCUCCCUUUCUCAACUCCCCUUUUGUCCUUCCCAUGGAGCUGGAGUGAGGUGUGUCUCUGUACCUGGGGCAGGCAUCCCCCCAAAGUGGGGAUGGGAGGGACAGUGGGGACAGCAGAAACCAUAAAGGCCAAACUGGACUCUGGCAAGGACUUUAAUACCUCUGCUCCCUCCUGUUCCUGCCACAGGCCUCCAGGGCUGAGGGGUACAGGGGCUCCUGGCAGCUACUGGGUGAGGUUUCCUGGCAUAGCCUCACCCUCCCUUCUGGCACCACCUCUUUCCCUUUUGAAGAGGCAGCAGCAGCAGUAGUAGCAAAAGUGGCAACUGCUCCUGCUCUGAGGGUGUAUAUAUUUUUUACCCCAAAUUCUGGAAUUGUAAAUUUAUUUUUUAAAACUCAGAGGGAAAGAACCUUGUAUCAUAUGUAAACAAUGUAUUAUAGGUAAUGUUGUACAGUCCCUUUUAUACACAGUCUGGGUCAGUCUGCUCUCUGCUACAAAAACUGUCUAUGGACAUACACAGGCGCUGUGUCCCACACCCUCCCACCCUCUCAGUGGCUGUGACUACCCUCCUGCUCCCUUGCCUCCUCCCUGCUACUGCUGAUGUGCCCUCAGCCCUCAGCAGGCCUCUCACCCCAGGUCCCCUGACCCUCCUUGAAUACUGAGACUCACAGGCCCAGUCUUGGUCACUGUUGGCUCCUGGCCCUGAUGCCUGCCCCGGGCCCCCCCAGCUCCUUCCCAUGCCCCAGAGCUUUAACAGAGUGAACCGGUGUGUGUGUUGUGCAGGCUCAUUUGUCAUUGCAGAAACCACUGGGUGGAGAAAAAGCUGAUAAAAUCUAUGAAUCAA